This is a messenger RNA of Dendronephthya gigantea, 1905 nucleotides long. RefSeq lists its product as uncharacterized. Lineage: Eukaryota; Metazoa; Cnidaria; Anthozoa; Malacalcyonacea; Nephtheidae. The record is from RefSeq and is a predicted model, not a curated record. The transcript has a single exon. Gene Ontology annotation, biological process: protein deubiquitination. Bases 1 to 1905 code for a protein of 634 amino acids. Gene Ontology annotation, molecular function: protein binding; cysteine-type deubiquitinase activity.
AUGUCAGUAUUGACCACAAGACUAGCUCAAAUAGGACGAAAGCCAGUGAAUAUUGGUGAUGGUAACUGUUUAUUUCGUAGUGUAAGCCACCAGCUUUACGGAACAGAGACUCAUCAUGUCCAAAUAAGAGCUCAUGCAAUCCAACAUUUAAUACUUCGCCCAGAAUAUUUCAUAGAGUCUAAUACUGAACAAUCAUGGUCGCAUUAUUUACAGAAUAUGUCAAGACUAGGUUCUUGGGCAGACCAUAUUAGCAUACAGGCAGUUGCAAAUGCACAUAAUUUGAGGAUUCAUAUUACAGAAACUGCACACAAUUUUGCUGAAACUACAGUUGUUACCUCUAUUUAUGCUCAGUCUGGGGGAAAUGUAAGAGAUAUCUACAUCGGACAUCUUGAUGAACUACAUUAUGUUUCUACAACACCAAUUCAACAAUCUGCUUCUGAACAAAUACGAAAUCAGACAGCAACUGGUGAACAAAAACUAUACCAUCAAAAUUCACAAUCUAAUAACAAUGAAAUUAUCUCUGAAAAGCCAGUCUCCAUGAAUAAUUCACAAAAGAGAAAAGAAUAUAUGAAGGAAUACAUGAGGAAAAAAAGGUUGAACAACAAAUUUAAAGAAAAAGACACUGUGAGAAAAAAAUCAUAUAAUAAGAAAUACAAAAACACAAAUUCUGAGAAAAUAAAGGACUCUUGGCAAAAAGCAACUGCAACAUACAGACAAUCAAAUACUGAGAAAAUAAAAGAAAUUGCUAAGAUGGCCACUGCAACAUACAGGCAAUCAAAUCCUGAGAAAGCAAAACAGAGUUUAAAGACAUCCAAUACAACAUACAGACAAUUAAAUCCUGAAAAGGCAAAACAGAGUUUUAAAAAAUCUACUGCAACAUACAGACAAUUAAAUCCUGAAAAGGCAAAACAGAGGUUUAAGACAUCCACUGCAACAUACAGACAAUUAAAUCCUGAAAAGGCAAAACAGAGUUUUAAGACAUCCACUGCAACAUACAGGCAGUUAAAUCCUGAGAAAGCAAAACAGAGUUUUAAGACAUCCACUGCAACAUACAGACAAUUAAAUCCUGAAAAGGCAAAACAGAGUUUUAAGACAUCCACUGCAACAUACAGACAAUUAAAUCAUGAAAAGGCAAAACAGAGUUUUAAGACAUCCACUGCAACAUACAGACAAUUAAAUCCUGAAAAGGCAAAACAGAGUUUUAAGACAUCCACUGCAACAUACAGACAAUUAAAUUCCGAAAAGGCAAAACAGAGUUUAAAGACAUCCACUGCAACAUUCAGACAAUUAAAUCCUGAAAAAACAAAACAGAGUUUUAAGACAUCCACUGCAACAUACAGACAAUCAAAUCCUGAAAAAGCAAAGAAGAGUUUUAAGACAUCUUCUGCAACAUACAGGCGAUUAAAUCCUCAAAAAGUAAAACAGAGUUUAAAGACAUCCAUUGCAACAUACAGACAAUUAAAUCCUGAAAAGGUUAAAGAAAUAAACAAAACAACUACUGCAACAUAUAGAAAAUUAAAUCCUGAAAAGGUUGCAGAAUCAUCAAAAUUGUCAAACACUAUGUACAAGCAAAAGUAUCCAGAAAGAGUUAAAGAUACCCAGAAAAGACAAUAUGCUAAAAGAAAGUUAGAUUGUAGUGAAAAUGGAACAAUGAUUAAUAAAUACAAGAAAGUAGAAAAUAAUUUGAAUGACAGUAUAGCUGAGACUCCAGAGAUACCUAGUAACUCUGAUGAUUCGAGACAACAAAUUUACCUUACAAAGGCAAUUGAGUUAUUUCAUAAGAACAUAAGUGUGGGACCAGAAUAUAUUUGUACCUGUUGUGAUCAAUUAUGGUAUAGAUCAUCUGUCAGUGAAUGUAAUGUUUAUAUAUCUCUUGUUCAAAAAAUAUCUUUAAUUUAUGUCUAA